Messenger RNA from Jaculus jaculus (lesser Egyptian jerboa), 1737 nucleotides. RefSeq names its product thiamine triphosphatase (gene Thtpa). Lineage: Eukaryota; Metazoa; Chordata; Mammalia; Rodentia; Dipodidae. The coding region runs from base 899 to 1555 and encodes 218 amino acids. The record is from RefSeq and is a predicted model, not a curated record. Gene Ontology annotation, biological process: dephosphorylation; thiamine metabolic process; thiamine diphosphate metabolic process. The transcript has 6 exons. Gene Ontology annotation, molecular function: thiamine triphosphate phosphatase activity; magnesium ion binding.
UUCAUGCUGCCUGAUUGCAAGCAUUGGCAUUGCAGCUGCCACCCUUGUGCCCAUGGAGAUGGGAGGAGGCAAAUGAAGGGGACAGUUCCAGGAGUCCCUGUGCCUGGGAGGAAGGCACAGUACCCAAGAGCAGUUGCUUCUGUCAGGCUGGUGCCCAGAGAUGGGGCAGUGAGGAAUGGGGUUCCAGGAGUCAGGGAGGAAGGGCAGAAAUGUGUUGGUGAUGCUGCUGUCCCUGUAGAAUCCUCUUUGAGAAAUAGUUGGACUGUGAGAUGGUUAGCUCUGUUCCAGCCUGGGUAGUGACGUUGUGGAGAAAGUAGAUAGGGAAGUGCCAAGAAAGAGCCCAAGAGCCAGGGUGGAGGGACUGUGCCAUUAUUACCCAGUGAGAAUGUGCUGGGCUGACAGUGUGGCCCUUUGUGAGAGCACUGAAGAAGAUCGCAAGCAACUGGACUGUGCGAGGGGGUGGAGUGGUGCUGGCACCAGCUCUGGCAUUGUGUGGAAUAGGGAAGGGUGCUAGUGCCUUGCCAAUCGGGCUGACAGGCAUGGGGAGUGCGAUGGCAGAUGGAGUGCUGCCCGAGGACACAAAGGAGGAAGCGCACCAUUGCUAAGGUCCCAGGGAAGAAGAGUGGAGAGCGGCUGGCAGUCCUGCCUGGCCUCCAGCCAGUUCCCUGCUGAAGAUGGUCAUAUCCUCUAGCUGGUCUAACCACUGUUGUAUACUGCUCUCUGAAGCAGGAGUGCUGCUGCUAAGGAUGUCUGGUCUGAGAAAGGGACUAGGAAAGAUUGCUUCCAGCCACUGGGAUAUGGUGUACCCUUAAGAUGCAUAUUAACUGACCUGUCAGCAACUCCAGGAUUCCAGGUGUGCACAUAUGAGAGGUGCAUGGACAAGAAUCAGUGAGAUAACAUGGCCCAGGGCUGCAUCGAAGUGGAGCGAAAGUUUGUUCCGGGGCCUGGCACAGAGGAAAAGCUGAAGGAGUUGGGGGGCACCCUGGAGCACCAAGUCACCUUCCGAGACACCUACUACGACACCAGUGAGCUAAGUCUCAUGCGGUCUGAUCACUGGUUGAGACAAAGAGAAAGUAGUGGAUGGGAGCUCAAAUGUCCUGGAGCAUCAGGUGUCUCCGGACCACACACCGAGUACAUGGAACUUACAUCUGAAUCUGCAAUUGUAGCCAGGCUCUCUGAGCUGCUGGGGACUGAGGGGCUAGGGGCUGCAGGUGUGGCUGCUGUGCUGGGUCCACUGGGGCUGCAGGAAGUAGCUAGUUUUGUGACUAACCGGAGUACCUGGAAGCUAGUGCUCUCCGGAACUGAUGAACAGGAACCGACGCUCAGAGUGGACCUGGAUACCGCGGACUUCGGGUACGCUGUCGGUGAGGUAGAGGUCCUGGCGCACAAGGAGGCUGAAGUACCCGCUGCCCUGGCGAAGAUCCUCACCAUCAGCAGCAUGCUUGGUGUGCCAGCACAGGAGAAGGCACCUGCUAAGCUCAUCAUGUACCUACAGCGCUACCGGCCUCAGGACUAUCAGCGCCUGCUAGAUGGAUACAGCUCCGAGGGACCAUAGGGACUCAACAUCCAGACAGUGGGUUGGGCUAGUGACUUUACUUUCUAUAAAGAGAAGGGAACUUUGGGUCUGAUGCUGCUGUUCACACCUGAACUCACUGUGCCCUUUCCCUUCCAACAGACCCUCUUCUCUAUCCACCUCUGCCCAUUUCUUUCAGCAUGUCUUCAGCUACCAGUCUUGGA